Molecule: messenger RNA, 417 nt
Organism: Emys orbicularis (European pond turtle)
Lineage: Eukaryota; Metazoa; Chordata; Testudines; Emydidae
Gene: INAFM1
Product: InaF motif containing 1
Exons: 1
Coding region: 1-417 (138 amino acids)
Source: RefSeq, a predicted model, not a curated record
AUGAAGCAGCGGGAGGGAGACGGGCCCGGGCAGCCGGUGCCCCCCAGCUACGCCGGGGAUCGGCCGCGGGCGGGCGGGAAACUGCUGCUGGGGGGCGGCCGGGCCCCCCCGCGCUGGCUGCGCGUCGCCACCGUCUGCGCCUAUUUCCUCUGCGUCUCGCUGGCCGCGCUGCUGCUGGUGAUUUACUACGGGCUGGUGUGGACGCCGCGGGGCCCCGGCGCGGAGAACGGCACCGAGCCCGGCCCGCAGGCCCCGCAGCUCUGCAACCACAGCGGGCCGGGGCCGGAGCCGGGGCUGCAGGAGGCGGCGGCGAAGGGGGGCCCGGGCGGCGGCCCGCGGCCCGCGCAGGAGGAGCGGAGCGGGCAGCAGGGCCCUGCGGGGCGCACGGGCUGGAGAGGCCGCGACGGGACCCACUGA